Pecten maximus is the source of this 988-nucleotide messenger RNA. RefSeq lists its product as uncharacterized. Bases 79 to 648 code for a protein of 189 amino acids. NCBI's taxonomy places the organism in Eukaryota, Metazoa, Mollusca, Bivalvia, Pectinida, Pectinidae. The record is from RefSeq and is a predicted model, not a curated record. The transcript has 3 exons. Gene Ontology annotation, molecular function: protein binding.
GAUACCUUUAAGAUAACGAUAUAUAUACUGGUGUGAAAACGUGUUGGACACAGAUUCGAUACGGUGCUUAUUGCAGCCAUGUUGAGGAAAAAUGGCAUACUUUGUCUAUUAGUCGGCCUAUAUCUUUGCGUUUCGGCCGAGUCAGAUGGCGACAUCAUACAGGAGUUGAGCGAGAUAAAAUCUGAAAUGGCAAAACUGAAGAGAAGUAACGAAAUGAUGGCCGAGGAAAUCCAAAAUCUCAAAGGCAUUGUUGGACAAAAACCUCACACCGGCGCAUCACGUGAUAGACGGCAGCUUCAGGACUUGGCCGGAGUGGCUUUCACUGCCGAGUUGAGCAGUGAUCUACAUACGAUCACCCGAGGUAGACCUAUCGUGUAUGACCAUAUCCUUCUCAACCAUGGGAAUGGCUACAACCGUGGGGAUGGCAUCUUCGUCGUACCUCUAAGUGGAGUGUACUGUUUCUAUUGGAACCUGAUGACUGAAGACACCGGUGCCUUUGACUCGAGCCUCUGGUCAACGAGAGGUCGACUUGGUGACGGCUAUUCUGACCGGGAUAGUACAGGUGGGAACCUUGUCACAGCCCAACUUGACAAAGGAGACCAUGUCUGGGUUCAAAAGGCUGAUAAUUAUGGAGACUUACUUACAUAGCAGAUUCACCUCAUUCUCCGGGUUUCUUCUGUAUGAAGUAGAAUCAGCACCUGUGCUCGGCUGAAUGGCACCAAAACAGUAAACGGAAUGACAUCAUCAUGAAAAUGACAGAAAAUGGAAUUUUAAGAUUGUUGAUAAAAUAAACAAAUAAUUCAACAUCAUUCUGUUAAUAUGUUUUGGAUACCUCAAAUACCAUGUGAGGGUUGUAAUUUACAUCCAUUUAAAUGAAGAAUUUUUUUGAAAUUCUAACACUUUAUAAUUUACAUGUAGAAGGCAUUUAUUUUGUUUUUGACAUGAAAUUGUUUCUUCAUUGUAAACUAAAUCAAAUAAAUAUUAAAGA